CAAUGAUCCAAAACAGCCUCUAAUUUGUUUACAACGGUGGUUCUUGGAUCAGUGACAGAUCAUGGAGCAUGAUGAUGAACUGAAUGACUUGCGGCUUCAGUUCCAAACGCUACAAAAACAGCAGGAGAAAAGAAAACUGGAUAGUACGAAGGAGAAAGAACCGGAUAAGCUUACUGUCAGUGUUACCCAGGAUGAUAUGGAUCUCUCUAAGCAAGGUAUACAAGCUGACAAUGUGGAACACAGACUGUUGCAGAAUCAAAAUCAAAAUCAAAAUUUGCUGGACCAGCUCAGGGAGCUUAAGGAUGAAAAUGGGCGGCUCUUCAAACUUCUGAGUGAGAAGGAUUUUGAACUUAAACACCUGAAGAAGAAAAGAGAAGAAGAGCGACUGGUUUUAGCAGGCACAUCUGGCUUGGCAGGGGAUAUCGCAGCCACUAAGAUUGUUGCGCUGUCCAAGAAGAACAGAGAGCUAACUGCUGAAAUUGACCGAGAAAAGAUUAAAUCCAAGAAAAACAGCAACAAAGUCAAAGAGCUUGAGAAAGAGCUGCAGGUAGUUUUGGUGAACUCUUCACCUGGGCCAAAGAUUGAUACAAAGUCACAGGAUAAGAUGUCAUCUGAAGACUGUGAGCAGGAACAUCCAGUGGUGAAAUCUCUACAGGAAAGAUUAGCUGCUGCCCAGCUGAAAGUGACUGAAUAUCGCAACCAGGUUCAAUCCCUCAAACAGGAGUUGAAAAUAGCUCAGAGGGUUUUGAUCAGUGAGGUUGGAGAGGAGGUCAACUUUCAGAAACUACUAAACAGCCCUGGGAGCUUCAGAGGUCGCUCUCAGCAGAUACUGGCUCUUCAGACAAGGGUGAGGGACCUGGAGCAGCAGCUGAACCAGUCAACUCAGCGAAGACAGCCAAGUGUCCUGAGUGUGGAGGAAGAGUUUCUGGGCAUGGGGGUCCUUCAGAAAACCCCCCCUCAAGACAGGAACCUCAGCUACAUCCGCAGCAUCGAGAAGGAAAAGAGGGAGGCAUUUGAGAGGAUCUCAGUGGACUACAAGGCCCUCCUGAAAGACCACGAGGACGUGAAGAAAAAGCUGGAAGCCUCUAAAGCCAGGAACAAAUCUCUGUCUACUGAAAUUAAAUCUCUGAAGGUCCAGAUCUCCAUCCUCCUGGACAAGGAGAAACACGAUAAUGAGCUUGUGCAUGCUCUGCUGAAGCAGCAGUCUCAGAUGCAGGAGGUGCUGACACGGCUCGGCCAACAGCAGAACACACAGAGCAAGGAGACCCAGCGGAGUCCGAGACAACAGCUGAGCAGUGAGCCCUUUGAGCACAACACUCUCAUCCAGAAGCUUAAGCAGAUGGUUGCUGAGAGAGAGGCCAAGAUCAAAGAACUAGAGGAUGAAAUCCUGCAGCUCUCUGUCAAGGAAAAGAGCGUGGAAAGACAGUCCAGCCUCAAGACAACAGUUUGCAGUUCAGGAUUUCCCCCUGAAGAGGGAGACAUUAACAAGAGAAUAACAUCUUCAGGUUCAGUUUCUAAAUUUGGUCAUAAACUGGUGUUGCCUGCUGUGGGAAGUAGUAUACAAUUAAAGGGCCCAAGUUCUUCAAAAUGUCCACAAGGUUCAGCUGAUGUGAGCGCACUGAUGACCCAGUGUAAUGAAUAUAAAAACUUCUGCGAGGAGAAAGACAGACUCCAUGAGAUCGUUGACAUCAUACAGACAAAGUAAUAUAUACGGUAUAUUUUUCUCUCCAAUGUAUUGCUUUCAGUUUUCUACUUUCUAUCGUACUUGGCAAUUGUAGAAAUGCACAUCACCACUCCGUAUUCAAAAGCACUUUGUGCCAGCAGCAUUCACCAUAAAUGGUCUUUAAAAAAACAACCUUUUCAAUCUGUUACCUUUCUCACAGUAGAAUCCUGCUCUCACCCAGAUGAAAUGACGAAAGG
Cottoperca gobio is the source of this 1920-nucleotide messenger RNA. RefSeq names its product coiled-coil domain containing 13 (gene ccdc13). Gene Ontology annotation, cellular component: centriolar satellite. NCBI's taxonomy places the organism in Eukaryota, Metazoa, Chordata, Actinopteri, Perciformes, Bovichtidae. Gene Ontology annotation, biological process: cytoplasmic microtubule organization; non-motile cilium assembly. The transcript has 13 exons. The record is from RefSeq and is a predicted model, not a curated record. The coding region runs from base 62 to 1705 and encodes 547 amino acids.